AUGCUCCAUUCGCGGCUUCGUUCCCUCCCUCGAAAAGGGCCCCGUGCAACGCACAAGCAUGAGCACGCACCCAACUUUUCAAAUGACAAUAAUCACAACGAAGAGGGCGAAGAAGACGAAGAAGAAGAAGAAGAGGAGGAAUCAGAGGACAUAUUCUCCGACUUCCUGUCCCAUCUCCUCCCCGACGAUGCUCACCAAUUCCACGGUGAUCCCGGCCAGCUCCUCCGCUACGAAUCGCCAUUAUACGGGCCAUUGACAAUCAUGGUUCCACACUAUCCUGACCAUGACACUACUGCUGAUCAGACACAAACAACGGUCGACGACGGCAGGAGGCUUUUUGCCCAUUUUCUCUGGAGUUCGGCUCUGGUCGUUGCUCAGGGCGUGGAGGAUGCGGAUGCGGACGCCAAGGGUGCUGUGUCGAAUGGCAACAAUAAUGAUAAUACGAAUAUAGGAAUGUGGAAUGUCAAGGGACACAGGGUUCUGGAGCUCGGUGCUGGCGCCGGUUUACCAUCUAUAAUAUCCGCUCUAGCCUCCGCAUCGCACGUCACCAUAACCGACCACCCAUCAUCGCCGGCCUUUUUGGGUGCAAUUGAAUAUAACACUAUGAGGAAUGUGCCGGCAUCAAUACGUCUCAACAUUGAAUCUAUGCCGCAUGAAUGGGGGACGCUGGGUGACGACGACUUCUCGCGGCAGAAUAGAGGGCAGUUCACGCGGAUCAUCGCCGCAGAUUGUCUAUGGAUGCUGCAUCAGCAUGAGAACUUGGUCCGGACUUUGCUCUGGUUUCUCAGUGAGGGUGGUAAAAGGGAGGGCGCUCCCACAACUACGACUUCCCCUGAUGAUAGUGGCAGUACGAGCGGUUAUCACGAUCAAGAGGGGAAAGAAGAUGGAGAAGAAGAAGGCCGGGUUUGGAUAGUCGCUGGAUUCCAUACAGGCCGUGCGAUUGUGGCGCAUUUCUUCGAGACCGCUGUGGCCAUGGGCCUGGAAAUCGAGAGUAUAUACGAGCGCGACAUACUAAGUAUGUAA
Messenger RNA from Talaromyces atroroseus, 1023 nucleotides. RefSeq lists its product as hypothetical. The transcript has 3 exons. Gene Ontology annotation, molecular function: protein-lysine N-methyltransferase activity. The record is from RefSeq and is a predicted model, not a curated record. Bases 1 to 1023 code for a protein of 340 amino acids. Gene Ontology annotation, biological process: peptidyl-lysine dimethylation. NCBI's taxonomy places the organism in Eukaryota, Fungi, Ascomycota, Eurotiomycetes, Eurotiales, Trichocomaceae.